Trichoderma reesei QM6a is the source of this 2859-nucleotide messenger RNA. RefSeq lists its product as uncharacterized. The record is from RefSeq and is a predicted model, not a curated record. Gene Ontology annotation, biological process: isoleucyl-tRNA aminoacylation. The coding region runs from base 1 to 2859 and encodes 952 amino acids. Lineage: Eukaryota; Fungi; Ascomycota; Sordariomycetes; Hypocreales; Hypocreaceae. The transcript is spliced from 3 exons. Gene Ontology annotation, molecular function: isoleucine-tRNA ligase activity; aminoacyl-tRNA deacylase activity; ATP binding. Gene Ontology annotation, cellular component: cytosol.
AUGUCAAAGUCAUGGAAAGCGACGCUGAGGCUUCCCCGUUCAACCUUUCCAGCUCGGCCGAAUCCAAAGCAGCAGCAGCAGCUCCUACGCGACUGUACAGAUAGCUUCUACCAGUGGCAGACAAGCAACAGGCCCCGAGAGAACCCGUUCGUCCUCCACGAUGGCCCGCCGUACGCCAACGGGCCACUCCAUGCCGGCCAUGCGAUCAACAAGACCCUCAAGGACAUCAUCAACAGGACCCAAGUGCAGGCUGGUAGGAGAGUCAUGUACAGGCCAAGCUGGGACUGUCACGGCCUUCCUAUCGAGAUGAAAGCGCUCGGCGAGAGCGGCACAAAGGGAUUGAGCCCCCCCAAGAUUCGAGAGUCUGCCAGGCGCUUGGCGAGCAAGACAAUCCUGGACCAGAUGAAGGGGUUCAAGUCUUUUGCUGUCAUGGCCGAGUGGGAUAACAAGUGGACGACAAUGGAUCGAGCGUUUGAGAUCAGACAGCUUCGCGUGUUUCAGAAGAUGGUUCGCAGUGGCCUCAUAUAUCGCAAGCAUAAGCCGGUAUACUGGUCGCCAUCGUCUCGCACGGCCUUGGCUGAGGCAGAGUUGGAAUACCGUGACGACCACGUGUCAACUGCCGCCUAUGUCAGGUUCCCCGUCAUGUCGGAUUGGAGCUCGGUUCCCGGUUUGAACGAGUUCAAAGGUCGACUCUACGCUGCUAUAUGGACAACCACCCCCUGGACGCUUCCCGCCAACAAGGCCAUUGCUAUGCACGACGAACUCGAUUAUGCCGUGCUGCAGGUCGGAGACGACGGACUUUUGGUUGCGGAAAGCCGUGUAGAGGUCCUUCAGAAGAACAUGCCCUCUGCAGCGGUCAUUGCGAAAUCGAUUCCUGGUUCGCAGCUCAAGGGUCUCAUGUAUCGGAAUAAGCUCAGGGGAAGCUCUUCGUCUUUACAGCCAAUUGUUCACGCCGAUUUUGUCUCUGCCGACUCCGGUACUGGUCUGGUUCACAUGGCGCCUGGACAUGGCCAGGAAGAUUACCAAGCUUGCUCGGCGUUUGGCAUCGAAGCGUUUGCGCCCAUCACGGACGAGGGUCAUUUCACCGCGGAGGCCUAUCCAGACGAUCCUGAGAAGCUGACCUCGGCGCCUUCUAUCCUCGAGGGCGGAAGUCAGGCGGUGCUGGAUCUGGUGGGCGAAGAUGUGCUCUGGACUCAUAAGCUCGAACACAAGUAUCCAUAUGACUGGCGUACGAAGAAACCUGUUGUUAUCCGGGCUACGGCGCAAUGGUUCGCAGACGUGGAAAGCAUCAAAGAAGACGCUUUGCAGGCGCUGAGCAAGGUGCGCUUCGUCCCGGAAUCGGGUAGGGUACGCCUCGAAAGCUUUGUCAAGGGGAGGAGCGAAUGGUGCAUUUCUCGACAGCGAUCCUGGGGCGUGCCCAUCCCCGCUCUCUAUGAUGAAAAUGGUAACGCUGUCAUGACGGACGAGUCCAUUGAGCACAUUAUAUCCGUCAUGCAGCAGAAGACAUCAGACGCCUGGUUCUCCGAUGCCCCAGACGACCCAGCAUGGAUCGCGCCAUCGCUCAAAGGAACUUAUCGGCGCGGAACCGAUACAAUGGAUGUCUGGUUUGACAGCGGCAGCAGCUGGACAGAGAUCGGGCGUCCCGUAGAUGUCUACCUUGAGGGUUCUGACCAGCACCGAGGUUGGUUCCAGUCGAGUCUUCUCACGUUUGUGGCCGCUCAGAAGGCAGAUGGAAAAGCCAGAGCCGAUAUUUCUGCCCCUUUUGGGACACUCAUCACCCACGGAUUCACGCUCGAUGCGCAGGGCAAGAAGAUGUCCAAGUCUCUAGGCAACACCAUUGUACCCAGCGAAAUCAUGGAGGGCAAAUUGCUGCCUCCCCUGAAGACCAAGGGGAACGAUACUACCAAGCGAUUCGACGCUCUCGGCGCCGAUGCCAUGCGACUCUGGGCUGCCAGCAGCGACUUUACGUCUGAUAUACUCGUGGGCGCGUCCAUCCUACAGCCGAUACACAACGCCCUGAUCAAGUACCGGACGACUCUGAAGAUGCUGCUUGGGUCACUGCACCAGUCCGCGCUCCAGGCGCCGUUGACAAAGCUUGACCAGAUUGCCAUCUUGCAGCUCCAGGAUGUCAUGGCGCAGGUCUGGGAGGCAUACGGCAACUACGAAUUCCACAAGGCUACCGGGCUGAUCAACCGAUGGAUUGCGACUGAUCUCUCGGCUUUCUAUCUGGAAGCCCUAAAGGACCGCCUCUACUGUGGCGACGGAGGCGGUGUUCUGGUGCCCAUUCUGUACGGAUUCCUGCGGAUGCUGGCGCCAAUCACGCCGAUGCUGGUUGAAGAGGCCUGGUCUCACAGGCCAUCGUGGAUGGCGGAAGAUGCGUCAUUCGAGCAUCCAGCACGGCAGCUCUACAACUCGCCCGUAAUCGAUCCUGCCAGGUUAACACUGGACCAGGCGCAGCUACGACGAGACUUGCCCGUCUUGUCCGCCGUACACGAUGCCGUCAAGGCGGGACUGGAGCAGGGUCGAGAGUCGAAAGCGCUCGGCAGCUCCCUGCAGUGCUCCGUGAGCAUUUCCGUCACAGAUGGCCGCUUAGCGAACGUUUUAGAGAGAUAUCUUGACGAGCUGGACGCCAUGUUUGUGGUAUCGUCUGUCGAGUUGAACACUUCUCUUUCAUUAGAGAGGCCCGACUGGUGCUAUUCCAAGGAGUUUACAGUAGACGGCGUGCAGGGCGUUGUGCAUGUUUUGCCGCCGAAGCAGAGCAAAUGUUCUCGGUGCUGGAGAUACGCGGCCGACGAGGAGGAAGGACUGUGUGGGCGAUGCGAAGAUGUUGUGGCAGCUCAUCCUGAUGCGGCUUCAUAG